Molecule: messenger RNA, 6405 nt
Organism: Penicillium atrosanguineum
Lineage: Eukaryota; Fungi; Ascomycota; Eurotiomycetes; Eurotiales; Aspergillaceae
Gene: acyA
Product: adenylate cyclase acyA
Exons: 2
Coding region: 1-6405 (2134 amino acids)
Biological process (GO): intracellular signal transduction; cAMP biosynthetic process
Molecular function (GO): magnesium ion binding; adenylate cyclase activity; protein binding
Source: RefSeq, a predicted model, not a curated record
AUGCCUGCGCGGGAUCACGAGCAACCCGACCGGCGUCAAGGCUCAGAGAGCUCCGGGUUAUCGCAGGAAACAAUAAGGAACAACGAGAACUCACGUCGGGCCCCAAAUACUUCCUCCAACGGUCGCAAUGACGACGUCUUCCCAGGCACCCUGAUGGACAGAUCCAACGCGCCCCAAGGUCCGAUCAACUUUGGGCAGUUCAGAUGGUCCCCAGAAGUCUCCCCAACGGAAGAACGCAAAGGCUACGGGUACAGCGGUCACCGCAAGGCGCUGGCUGUUCUCGGAGCUGGCGACGAAGCCUCUCGAUCGAUGUCUUACAGUCCGCGACCCCCGCCUAUCAAUCCUCCUCCCAGCGAUCACGAUGAAAUGGAUUCAAUUGCCCCGUGGGCUACAGCGCCUGGCUCUUCAUCUAGCCAAACGUUCUUCAACGAUAAUUCCGAAUUCGAACAGUCCCCCGCAUCCGCAACCUUUCGCCGCCCGACGACCGGACGCACGGCGUCGAGUGAACCGGCCGAGAUGGAUUGGAAUGGUGACCGACGAAGGCCUUCCGCUGUGAGCAUGACGAGCAGCCAAGGUUCAAAGUCGAGCCAGAAGCGCCUGAGAAAGAAGACUAAGACUUUAGUCGGAGAAGACAACUCGGGGCUCGAUGAACCCGAAGAUGGUCCAUCAAAUCCACCAAGCAGACGUGGGGGACCAAUCGACCAGUUAAAGGCCCGAGAAAGAGCCAACUCUGACGGUUCAGAAGCAACUGGAUCGCAGCGGCCCUCGCGGCCACGAGCAGAGGGUUCUCUACCAUCAAGUGACAUCACUCCAUGGGUGUAUCAAAGCUAUCAUGAUAUUCCCCAGUAUGGCGAAGCUCCGGUACGACAAGUGCCUAUUGGACCUGACGGUCAGCGUCUUCCCUCCCGGGCUCCCAGUUCUGGCCACAGAGACUCAAGUCGAAGAGCGCACAAUGGACACCGCCACUCUCGAAGCAAAGAAGAGAAACCUACGCUCGCAGGGGAUCUUGCCGGAUACAACGCUCGUCCGGGCGGAUUUGACGAUUUCAACGUCGGCCUCAGACCCUGGAAUGACAGUUACCUCACCUCAUCUACUGCUAUGAGCUCUUCUUCCAAUAUUGGUGGGCGUUCGACUAGCCCAACACCAAGCGUGCAAAGCGCAAUCUACCGUGAGCACGGUCAGAACUCACCUGGAGGCCCACCCAACAAAAGUGGCAUUCUUGGCAGAAUUGGACGACACCUGCUGCCAGGGUCACACAAGCCGCAUGAGAAAUCCAAGCGUGACCAGUCCCCGGGCCGACACAGGCAGGGUAGCAUCGAAGGCCCCUCUAGCAGCGGCCGCCAUCUUGAAUCAUCAGACUCCAAUAGCAUAAAGAAGGAAUCUGGAAAAGGUCUUGGUGGUAUCCGUGGGCCCAAGUUCGGCAAUCGCCGCUUUGCCAGCAAUCUGACUGGUGAUCUUGCUCCGCGAGAUGGAGCACACCACAGAGAAGAUGACAAACAUGUAUUCAAACUCGACACCGAUCUUAAGAAUGUGGAUGACAUUGUUCGUUCGACUUCACCGGGCCGCAUGCCUCAGGGAACGGAAGGAACUGCUACACCUCGUGAACCUCCGAACCGGCCUGAUACACAGGCAAGCUUGGGAGCCGACAGUUGGCAUGCGCCUGAUAGUUGGCAUGUCAAGAAGCAAAACGACCUUUUGGAAUCCGAGGAAGGCGGUUCCAAGCCGACUGCCAGUCUUCGUGAUCGCGAUGGUUCAUCUUUCUUCAUCCGAGUUUUCCGCAUCGACUCCACCUUUGCUACUCUUUCAGCUGGCCUGAACGCAACUGUUGCAGAAAUUCUUUAUAUGCUUGGGAAAAAAUCGUUCUUGCAGGAUCAUCUCAACAAUUAUGAGAUCGUGUUCCGAAAGAAUGACUUAUCUCGGCAGCUUGAUCAUAAAGAAAAGCCAAUCCUCAUGCAGAAGCAACUUCUGGAACAAGUCGGCUAUACUGAAAGAGACCGGAUAGAAGAUAUUGGCCGUGAAGACCAUAGCUAUCUCUGCCGUUUUAUAUUCCUGCCGACGAAGCUCAGCGGAUACACCAGCCUGGAAGCUGAUCCUGGCUUCAACAAGAUGCAAAAGUUCAAUCACGUGGAUCUCCAAGGCAAGAGCCUUGUCACAAUUCCCAUUACACUAUACAAAAAAUCAUCGGAGAUUAUUUCCUUGAACUUGUCCAGGAAUCUCUCUCUGGAUGUACCAAAGGAUUUCAUCCAGAGCUGUAUUAACUUGAGGGAGAUCAAAUUCGUUGGAAAUGAGGCUUCGUAUCUUCCCACAAGUUUCAGUCUGGCCAGCCGCUUGACCUACUUGGAUGUGUCAAACAACUCCCUAGAGAAUUUGGAUGACGCACAGCUUGACCAGCUUCAAGGCUUGGUCAGUAUCAAACUCUCAAACAACCAGUUGACGGACCUGCCUAGCUACUUUGGAAACUUCAAUUCCUUAAGAAGUCUGAGCAUGUCCUCGAACGGCUUCAAGGUCUUCCCAGAAUUUAUUUGCAACCUGAAGAGCCUAGUCGAUCUGGAUAUCAGUUUCAAUGGCAUCGAGUCGCUUCCUAAUAUCGGCAAAUUGACAACUCUGGAGCGCCUUUGGAUGACCAACAACAACAUCAGCGGAUCUCUUGAUGAUUCUUUCAAAGACUUAUUAAAUCUGAAGGAGAUCGACGGGCGAUUCAAUGCUAUCACUAGCAUUGACAACCUGUCUCGUUUGCCGCGACUAGAGCAGGUUACUUUCGGUCACAACUUAAUAUCUCGGUACAGAGGAGCAUUCCCUAGGUUACGCAGUUUGUACAUGGACCACAAUCCAUUGACACAGUUUGAUAUUGACAGCCCCAUGCCAACGCUGACCUCUCUCAAUCUUGCAUCUGGCAAACUCUCCCAACUUAGAGAUGCCAUGUUUGAGAACAUCACGAAUCUCACGAAGCUCAUCCUAGACAAAAAUCACUUGUCGUCAGUUUCGAUACAGAUUGGCAAACUGCGUCGACUGGAGCAUUUCAGUAUUAUCAAAAACCCCCUCUCCUCGUUGCCUGCUACCAUCGGCUGUCUUGCUGAGCUCAGAGAUUUCAACCUGAGAGAGUGCAAUCUCAAGGUCUUGCCGGAGGAAAUUUGGCAUUGCGUGAAGCUGGAAACUCUCAAUGUCUCCACGAACUUGCUAUCGACUUUCCCCAAGCAUGGAGCCCCACAGCCUUUGAUACCUGGAGAGCCGACCACAACUCCUGCCACCACUCCUGGAGUUUCUGGAAAUCCCAGCUAUGAGGAAUUGGGACCACUCGAUGAAAUGAACUUCCGCCGGCCUAGUCAAACAUCCAGUGGGGCUAUAGCAUCUGGUGCAUCGCCAAGUGGUACAUAUCGGAACCCUUCGACGACCCCGUCAAUUGGACAGUCAACAGCAGGACGAAAGGUAUCAUCAACAUCACGAUCAGGAACCAUAGAACCAAGCUCAUCUUCCCGAAAGGAUUCAAACUUCUCACAGCAUGGUGUGGCGAUGAGCUUUGCCGGAUCUUUGCGAAAUCUUCACCUUGCCGAUAACCGCCUGGACGACGACAUUUUCCGCGAACUGGCCCGUCUCCCUGAAUUGCGCAUUGUCAAUCUCUCCUACAACGAGCUUACAGAGCUGCCCCAGGGUGUUCUCAAGCGAUGGCCUAAUCUCUCCGAACUCUACCUUUCUGGCAAUGAAUUGACCUCGCUCCCAUCAGAUGACCUCGAGGAAGGAAGCCAGUUGAAGGUUCUUCACAUCAACGCUAACCGAUUCCAAGUCUUGCCCGCCGAGCUGUGCAAAGUCAGCAAGCUCGCCAUUCUUGAUGUUGGAAGCAAUGGCUUGAAGUACAACAUCUCCAAUUGGCCUUAUGACUGGAACUGGAACUGGAAUCGGAGCUUGAAAUACCUGAACUUCUCCGGCAACAAGCGUCUCGAGAUCAAGCCCAACAUUGCGUCCUUGGGCCAACCGGUCACAAACGGUGCUAAUCUGACUGACUUUACGUCCUUGACUCACCUUCGUGUUCUCGGUUUGAUGGAUGUCACUCUCACGAUUCCUACAAUACCAGAAGAAAAUGAGGAUCGCCGUGUGCGUACUUCUGCAUCUUUGGCAGGCUCACUCGCCUAUGGUAUGGCAGAUACACUCGGUCGGACCGAGCAUCUGUCCAUCAUCGAUAUGAUUGUGCCCCGCUUGAAGCCGGAUAACGUCGAGACACUGAUGGGUAUGUUUGACGGUUCAACAAUGUCGAGCGGUGGCUCCCGAGUUGCGAAGUACUUGCACGAGCACUUCACCGCGACCUUUUCUCAUGAGCUUAAGAAGCUGCACCUUGAUCAGGAUGAGACUCCAGCCGAUGCUCUCCGACGUGCAUUCUUGGCUUUGAACAAGAAUAUGGCUGGGUCAGCAUACAGAUCGAUUGAUGAUCGCGAGCUUCGUCAGUAUAACCGUCGAACCAUCAGUUCGAAGCACCUCAACCAGGAUGAUAUUCAAUCUGGUGGUGUUGCGACCGUGUUGUAUUUGCACAACAUGGAUUUGUAUGCUGCUAAUGUUGGUGACGCGCAAGCCAUUCUUGUGAAGUCAGAUGGUUCCUUCCGCAAUCUGACACAGAACCACGAUCCCGCUGAACCACGUGAGCGAGCGCGUAUCCGUGCUGCUGGAGGUUUCGUGUCUCGCAAUGGAAAGCUGAAUGAUGUUCUCCCCGUCUCGAGAUGCUUCGGUCACUUCCCAAUGAUGCCUGCUGUCAUUGCGGCUCCGCAUACCAUGCAUGCCACCUUGACAGAGCAGGAUGAAAUGAUCAUUCUGGCCUCAAAGGAACUUUGGGACUAUGUGGCACCGGAAUUAGUGGUCGAUAUCACCAGAGCUGUUUACCCGGACCUAAUGUUCGCUGCUCAAAAGCUUCGAGAUCUGGCCAUUGCCUUUGGUGCAAACAACAAGUUGAUGGUGAUGAUCCUAGGCGUGAGCGAGCUUCAAAAGCGACAGAAGAAGUGGGCUCGUCCUAGCAUGUCCUUGGGUCCCUCCACGUUCGCCGAUGAGCAAAUUAUUCCCUCAACCAAAAUCCGCAAGCGCCCUCGUGAUGUUCCUGGAGAUUCUCGAUUGGCUCGCUUUGAUUAUGUGGAUGCUCCUGUCGGUGAGCUGGUCAUCAUCUUUACGGAUAUCAAGAAGUCAACAGGUCUGUGGGAGACUUGUCCAGAAGCAAUGCGCUCGGCCAUUCAAAUCCACAACGACAUCCUGCGACGACAACUUGGCAUCAUCGGUGGUUACGAAGUCAAAACCGAAGGAGACGCAUUCAUGGUCGCCUUUGCAACCACGACCGCUGCCUUGCUGUGGUGCUUCAACUGUCAGAAUCAGCUGUUGGAAGCUGAGUGGCCUACGGAGAUCCUCGAGCAGCCGCAGUGUCAGGUUGUUGUGGACAUGGAAGACAAUGUUAUCUUCCGCGGUCUAUCCGUCCGUAUGGGUGGACACUGGGGAGAGCCUGUCUGCGAAAAAGAUCCUGUCACCAACCGCAUGGACUACUUUGGACCCAUGGUGAACCGAGCAUCUCGUAUCUCCGCUGUUGCCGAUGGCGGGCAGAUCUUUGUUUCGUCUGACUUCAUGACUGACAUUCAGCGCAACCUUGAGAUCUUUGCCGAUGCUGAGCGCUCUGCUUCUACUAGCUCGACCGAGAGCCAUCCGCGUGUUGAUAGUCUUGGACAGAAUAUCCGCCGCGAGCUGAAUCAGCUCAAUAGCCAGGGCUUCGUGAUCAAGGACCAGGGUGAACGGAAGUUGAAGGGUCUUGAGAACCCAGAGCCUCUUUACCUCGUCUAUCCUCACUCACUCGCUGGUCGCCUGACAGUCAUGGAAGAAGCGAGUAACGAGACUAGCGGUCCGGCUACGCUUAAGCCCGGGUCAGAACUCGACCUCAAGACCGAACUCAUCUGGCGUCUGUGGGAGGUUACCCUUCGUCUAGAACGUCUCUGCAGUGCUCUCGAGAACCCCAUCAACCCACAACUCCGUGAACCAAACAUCGCCCUGUUCAACAUGGUUAAGAAUCAUGGCGGCGAGCUAAACGACUCAACCGUAAUCAGCCUAGUCGACCAACAAGUGACCCGCAUUGAAGCAACCAUCAACACCCUCUCCGUGCGGCACAUGAUGCGCCCCUUCAAGCCCGGUGACCGCCUUGAAGACCACGCCGUCCCAAUCGGUGAAGUGAUGCAACAACUAGCUACACAACUGGCCGAAUACAGCGCCUUAAAAGAACAAAUGGCCAUCGGAGACAUAAGCCUCACCGGUGUACCCCCAGCCCAAUACGGUUCCCCGAUCCACAUCACCACCAGUGGGAACAGCAACGACAUCUCCGCCUCCUCAUCCUUCCUCAACAUUUCUGCGGACACGCCACGCACCUUCGAGUUCCCGCACAACGCCCGUUAA